Pecten maximus is the source of this 2545-nucleotide messenger RNA. RefSeq names its product monocarboxylate transporter 12-like. Gene Ontology annotation, biological process: monocarboxylic acid transport; transmembrane transport. The coding region runs from base 418 to 1782 and encodes 454 amino acids. The record is from RefSeq and is a predicted model, not a curated record. Gene Ontology annotation, molecular function: monocarboxylic acid transmembrane transporter activity. NCBI's taxonomy places the organism in Eukaryota, Metazoa, Mollusca, Bivalvia, Pectinida, Pectinidae. The transcript has 6 exons.
GAUGUUUUGUCCCUACAGACCAGACUAGAGUGUCGUUACUGUGAUGUUUUGUCCCUACAGACCAGACUAGAGUGUCGUUACUGUGAUGUUUUGUCCCUACAGACCAGACUAGUGUGUCGUUACUGUGAUGUUUUGUCUCUACAGACCAGACUAGAGUGUCGUUACUGUGAUGUUUUGUCUCUACAGACCUGACUAGAGUGUCGUUACUGUGAUGUUUUGUCCCUACAGACCAGACUAGAGUGUCGUUACUGUGAUGUUUUGUCCCUACAGACCAGACUAGAGUGUCGUUACUGUGAUGUUUUGUCCCUACAGACCAGACUAGAGUGUCGUUACUGUGAUGUUUUGAUCCUACACGUCAGGCUAGAGGAUUUUUACUGUGACAAGACUAGAGAGUUGCCAUACUAGAGGAUCAUUACGAUGACAGGAUGGUAUGAUGGCGGACGAUGUAUCUCCGAACGCCAGGUGGUUCUAGUGUCGGCUUUUCUCACCAUGUCCUUUGGUUCGAGUCUGAUGUCGGCAACAGGGAUCAUUCAUGUGUCAUUGCUGAAUCAUUUUAAGGAAUCCGUCCCAGUUACAGCAUGGACUGGGGCACUAUUCUCUGCAUUCUUCUGCUUGGGCGCACCCUUGGCCGGAGUGGUCAUUAACAUGAUAAGCUGUCGAGCUUGCAUCAUCUGUGGCGCUUUUCUUAACCUGGUGGGAUUUGGAGUGUCCAGUUUGGUCAGCAACAUAUACGUUCUGUAUCUUACGUAUGGUGUCAUAGCGGGUACCGGCCAGGCAUUCGGAUACACGGGCUCUUUCGUAGUAGUUGGUUUUUACUUCAGAAAGCAGCGGAGUUUAGCUACUGGAGUAGUGGUUGCGGGAUUUGCCGCUGGUAUGGUAGUAUUUCCAUUCCUCACUCAGACCCUGGUAGCUGAGUACGGCCUGCAAGGUGCAUUCCUCCUUCUGUCAGCGGUUGGCUUCCAAACAUGUGUGUUUGGUGCGAUUGUCGCCCCUGGCCGUACGGAGCGGGCGUUGUACUCCGAGGCCAAAAGACGGCGGCAAAUAAGCAAAACGUCAGUGUGUAAACGAUUAUAUGAUGAUUUAAGGAUACUGAAUAAAAUGUCAUAUCUUAUUUUUUGUGUAAGUAUAUUUUUAUGGUGUAAAUCGCUUUCCAUCGUCACAAUGUUUGUGACGGAUUAUUAUCACACAACCGGAUCCAGUAUGGUGGAGGCUGCAUUUCUGACGUCACUUAUUGGAAUCGGAAGUAUAAUAUCACGUGUUCUGGUUGGAAUUGCCGCGGUUGAUGGCGGAGUUGACCGGAAGUUGUUAUACUUUGGAUCAUACGGAGUAAUCGGUGUGUUUACCUUGACCUUACCAUUCUAUGGCACGAGCUACUGGGGUAAGGCCUGUUUCUCGUCUCUGUUUGGUCUUUAUACCGGAGGAUCAUGGACACUGCUUAGUCCCAUCACCGUGGAACUAGUCGGACUAGAAAAUCUGGCCAGUGGAUUUUCUAUCGAGAUGGUUGCUGCUGGCCUCGGACUCUUGACCGGCCCGAUCGUAGGCGGCUACCUUAUUAAUGGAGGGACGGGAUUUACUUAUGUAUUCGCAUACGCAGGCAUGAUGCAUUUUCUGGCUUUUUUCUCUGGAUUGUUGAUGUCAUUGUUCACACAACAGGACCUGGACACCAGAACUAAACCAGAACAUAAACCAAUGUGUAUUUCAGAGAAGGUAGAGGACGUCGUCGUUUUAUACGAGACACAACCAGAGCAAAAGUCAUUCCUCAUUUUACCGACGGAGGACUGAAGGAUUGGACGAUCUACACCCUCCCUAAAAUUCACCUGCACGACCCCGAUUCCAGAUCUAUCCCAUAAUCACUUCCGAAAAUUAAACAUUUUUAUCAAAAUUCAAUCUGGGAAAUAAAGUCUGAUGAGUUGCAGUAAUUAACCUUUGUUAUCUCGAGAAGGAAGAUCCUGGUCAGUUUGAAAUUAUAAUGUCUCAAUAAUUAAUAUAUAAUAUAUAGUAUUUCUGCAACUUGAUAUUUAAAGAGCAUCUUUGUAACUUGAUAUAUUAAACGAGUAUUGAUUUGUGUGUUAUAUUGAUGUGUGCGUUAUAUUGAUGUAUGUAUCAUACUGAUGUGUGUAAUACUGAUGUGUAUUAUAUUGGUGUGUGUAUGCAUGUGAGCAGUAUUGUGAUGUGUAAACGAGAACGUUACUGGAGUAAGACUGAUAUCAUUUGAUUUCUAAUUUACAUACCAAAGUGGUGUCGUAUAAACAGGGUCUCAUUUUUCUUUUGAUACAUUAUUUGCUAUUAUUAAUAUUUUGAAAACGUGAAAAGUUGUUUAAUAUUUUCACUCUGCCAAGCAUGAAUGACAAAUUCCAUCCUUAUUGUAUUGUUGUAUAUUAUUGGUAAAUUGUUUACUUGAAUUGUUACAAUAUCGUUGAUAUUAUUUUCGUUUAGCAAUAUAACAACGAUAAAGAAAAGAAAGGGUGAUAAAAAUGUAUACAUGUAUAUAAAGUAUGUUACAGUAUAUCUCUCUCUAUAUAUAUAUAUAUAUAUUACAUUAUAU